AGUCUCGUGACAUUAUCAUUGGAUGUUGGCACAACCUCACUCCUGUCCUCAAGACAUUUUGUUGAUAUUUUGAAGCUCAAUCACGGUGAGGGCAGGUAGGCUGUACUGUAUAUUGUUUACAUUUGGGUUGAUUCGAAAUGCAAUGCAGUACAAUUGAAUCCCCGCCUCCACAAGCAACUACACCGACACCUUUAAACCGGCUAGAUUAUGUACAACACAUACGGUAUGACAUAUCCCGAGAGCACAUAUCCAUAAUACCAUAGUCCAGAAAUACCCAUGGAAUGAGGACGCCAAUUCUAUCUGAACUCUAUAGAUACUUCCAGAACCCAUUUCACAUGACAUCCACAGUAGAUUUAGCCUGGAAUGCAUGACCAGAUCAAAUAGCUUUACCAAAACAAUCACCCUCUGUGACCAUAAUAUGUGUGUGUGUGUGUGUGUGUGUGUGUGUGUGUGUGUGUGUGUGUGUGUGUGUGUGUGUGUGUGUGUGUGUGUGUGUGUGUGUGUGUGUGUGUGUGUGUGUGUGUGUGCAUCCACGUGGCUCUACUGGCAUAGAGUUUAGAAUUCCAAAGGCAACAUUAGCAUGGAUAAACAGCAAGUGGUAGUUACCGUAGAAAUAUAAUGACUACAACAGGGAAAGCCCCCUCUGACCAUAGCAAUGCAGAUGUCGCUCCACCAUUUCCUGGUGGCAAAAUGUUCUAAUGUGCAAAUGUUCUAAUAGUUUGCCUAAUUUCAGUUUGUGACAAAACAAGUCAUUGUGUAGAGAAUCAUUGUACCAUCUAAACCACUGUGAAAUAAAUAUAAUUUAAAUGACCAAAAAUAUUGUAUUUUCAGCUGUUUGAAGCUGAUGCACUAAACCAAAAGAAAAAGACGCAAAAACUAAACUUAAGAAUGGAAAGUAUAGAAAUAGGGCACAUAGAGCUGGUCUUCCGCUUCUUAGACUUGCUUUCAAUGAGAAUUACAGAUCUAUAACACAUUUCUAUGUGAAUUUGAUCAGGUCUACCAAAAACGUACAUAUUGUAGCUUUAGCUGUCCACUCAUGGGUACACCAAUAUGACCUCCGGUCCACUGUCAUGGAACGUUGACUGGGGCUGUCCAUUCUAUAGGUUCUAUUUCUAUGGUACUCACACAUUCUCAUCUCUAUCUCUCUCUCUCCCUACUCAGGUUCCAGAACCUUCUUUGGUCGCGGAAAAGCUUUGUGGAGAGCAUGAAGGCCUACGGCUCCAGCUACAUUUACAUGCCAGCCUUCUCCAUGAAGCCGGGCACCGACCCCUCCCUGCGGGCACACUACGCCCUUGCCGACACCUCGUCCAACCUCACCAUGCUGUUUGCCAAUCCCGAGUUUCUCAGGACCGUGGGAAAGUUCUGGAAGGGUCGCGGAGUGCAUGCCAAGCGCCUGUCCACAGGCCUUUUCCUGGUCAGCCUGGCGCUGGGGCUGUGUGAGGAGGUGACGGCCUACGGCUUCUGGCCAUUCAGCGUUGGGCUUGACGAGCAGCCCGUCAGCCACCACUACUACGAUAACGUACUGCCGUUCAGCGGGUUCCACGCCAUGCCUGAGGAGUUUGUCCAGCUCUGGCAGUUGCACAAGAGCGGCACACUGCGUAUGAGGGUGGGACACUGCCCACCUCGGGAAGGGGCUAUAUAAGACUCAAGGGACCCUCCGCUAAUAAAUCUUCCCUUCCUUUCGCUUACAACCCUCCAGCCCCCUGCGAUCGUCCCCUGCAAACCACCCCCUUUUCUCCACCAUUAGCAUGAGAAUGUAACCCAUGGUUACCCACCCAGCCGAGAAAGCCCCCACACACCCUCUCUCUCUAUCCUGCCCUCCAUCCACUCUCACUAUGUGUGUGUUUGUGUGCGUGCGUGUGUGUUUGUGUGUGUGUGUGUGUGAGUGCAGAGAGGAGGUCUACUAACGGUCUCAGCUGGGGCUGGAGGAUUCUUUGUGUUUUGACUACUCAAUGUGACAUAGGGAGCAGCUGGGCCCAAUGCCCCCACUGAGUCUUUGUUAAACAGAGACAGAAGGAACAAUCCUAACCAAGAGGUUUUCAUAGAAGUCUUAAGAGAACAGACUGAAAGACUUGAAACACAGAAGGAAAAAGGAAAGGAGGAACCAAGCUGUCCUGGUACCAAGGUGUCCUGGUACUAGGCUAUGAGUGUCCUGGUACCUAGAUGUCCUGGUACUAGGCUAUGAGUGUCCUGGUACCUAGAUGUCCUGGUACCAAGGUGUCCUGGUACUAGGCUAUAAGUGUUGUGGUACCUAGAUGUCCUGGUACUAGGCUAUGAGUGUCCUGGUACCUAGAUGUCCUGGUACUAGGCUAUGAGUGUCCUGGUACCAAGGUGUCCUGGUACUAGGCUAUGAGUGUCCUGGUACCUAGAUGUCCUGGUACUAGGCUAUGAGUGUCCUGGUACCAAGGUGUCCUGGUACUAAGCUAUGAGUGUCCUGGUACCAAGGUGUCAUGGUACUAGGCUAUGAGUGUCCUGGUACCUAGAUGUCCUGGUACUAGGCUAUGAGUGUCCUGGUACCUAGAUGUCCUGGUACCAAGGUGUCCUGGUACUAGGCUAUAAGUGUUGUGGUACCUAGAUGUCCUGGUACUAGGCUAUGAGUGUCCUGGUACCUAGAUGUCCUGGUACUAGGCUAUGAGUGUCCUGGUACCAAGG
Oncorhynchus nerka (sockeye salmon) is the source of this 2652-nucleotide messenger RNA. RefSeq names its product alpha-N-acetylneuraminide alpha-2,8-sialyltransferase-like. The record is from RefSeq and is a predicted model, not a curated record. Gene Ontology annotation, biological process: N-glycan processing; oligosaccharide metabolic process. The transcript has a single exon. Gene Ontology annotation, molecular function: alpha-N-acetylneuraminate alpha-2,8-sialyltransferase activity. NCBI's taxonomy places the organism in Eukaryota, Metazoa, Chordata, Actinopteri, Salmoniformes, Salmonidae. Bases 1115 to 1642 code for a protein of 175 amino acids.